AUGGCCGAAGUCGGGGAGGACAGUAGCGGGGCGCGGGCUCUGCUGGCGCUGCGCUCGGCGCCCUGCAGCCCCGCCGCCGCGCCCCCUCCCGGGCCGCCGCCCCCGGCCGCGCCGCCCGCCGCCUGCACCGGGCCGGUGCUGGCGCGGCUGCAGGGCCGCGAGUUCGAGUUCCUCAUGCGGCAGCCGGCCGUCACCAUAGGCCGCAACUCCUCGCAGGGCUCGGUGGACGUCAACAUGGGGCACUCCAGCUUCAUCUCGCGGCGGCACCUGCAGCUCAGCUUCCAGGAGCCGCACUUCUACCUGCGCUGCCUCGGCAAGAACGGCGUCUUCGUGGACGGCGCCUUCCAGCGCCGCGGCGGCCCGGCCCUGCAGCUCCCGCCGCAAUGUACUUUCCGAUUCCCUAGCACGGUUAUAAAAAUCCAGUUCACAUCUUUAUACCAUAAAGAGGAAGUAAAAGAGGAAGCCUCAACACAUCCCCUUCGGCCACUUUACCCUCAAAUAUCACCUCUGAAGAUCCACAUCCCGGAGCCGGAUCUCCGGAGCGUGGUCAGUCCCCUCCCGUCCCCCACAGGCACUAUCAGUGUUCCCAACUCUUGCCCAGCCAGUCCACGUGGUGCUGGAUCCUCAGGAUAUCGUUUUGUUCACAACAUUACCUCGGAUCUGCAGCUGGCAGCAGAGUAUGCGGCAAAGGCAGCCUCAGAGCAGCAGGCAGAUGCAUCUGGCGGGGACAGCCCAAAGGAUGAAUCCAAGCCACCCUAUUCCUAUGCUCAGCUGAUUGUGCAGGCCAUAUCUUCAGCACAGGACAGGCAAUUAACACUAAGUGGGAUCUAUGCCCACAUUACCAAGCAUUAUCCAUAUUACAGGACUGCUGACAAAGGCUGGCAGAAUUCCAUUCGGCACAACCUCUCCUUGAACCGUUACUUUAUUAAAGUCCCACGCUCCCAAGAGGAGCCUGGAAAGGGCUCCUUUUGGAGGAUUGACCCUGCCUCUGAAGCCAAACUUGUAGAACAAGCAUUUAGAAAAAGAAGGCAAAGAGGAGUGUCCUGCUUCCGAACACCUUUUGGGCCUCUCUCCUCCAGGAGUGCUCCUGCCUCCCCUACUCACCCUGGCCUGCUGUCCCCUCACUCUAGUGGCCUACAGACUCCAGAGUGCCUGUCACGGGAGGGCUCACCCAUUCCACACGAUCACGACUUUGGGUCAAAGUUGGCCUCAGUUCCAGAGUAUCGCUAUUCCCAGAGCGCACCCGGAUCUCCAGUGAGUGCCCAGCCUGUGAUUAUGGCUGUUCCUCCCCGACCAUCCACCCUGGUGGCCAAACCAGUGGCCUACAUGCCAGCAUCCAUAGUGACUUCCCAGCAGCCCUCGUGCCACGCCAUCCACGUUGUUCAACAAGCCCCCACUGUCACCAUGGUCCGGGUGGUGACCUCCUCUGCAAACUCUGCAAAUGGAUACAUCCUCACAAACCAGGGCACAGCAGGAGGAGCUCACGAAGCUGCAGGAGCAGUGUUGGACUUAGCUGCUGACCACCGAGGCAUGGACGAGAAGCCAACGAUCGCGUUUGCCACCAUCCCCACGGCCAGCCGUGUCAUCCAGACAGUGGCCAGCCAGAUGGCCCAGGGUGUCCCUGGGCAGACUGUCACCAUCCUGCAGCCGGCAGCCCCUGUGGCCCUGGGGCAGCACCAGCUCCCAGUGCGGGCAGUGACCCAGAACGGCAAACACGCCGUGCCCACCAACAGCAUCGCCGGCAGCGCCUACGCUCUUACAAAUCCACUGCAGCUCCUUGCAGCCCAGGCCAGCUCGUCCACUCCUGUUGUGGUCAGCCGGGUGUGCGAGGCAGGGACCGAAGAGACGGCAGCAGCCUCGUCCAGCGAGCCUGAGGCGAAGAGAGCACGGCUGGAGGAGCCCAGUGCAGCAGUGCCAGCCCAGGCUGCAGUCAUCACACCCACAGUGCCACAGGGACAGGCAACCAGUGAAUGAAGAAGCGGUGGGAGGAGCUGGAGUGAUGGCGGGGUGGGCAUGGGAUGGCAGGAGCCCUAAAGCAGCUUUCACAGGAAACCAACCACAACUGUAACAGCUCAAAACACAGCUGAUAAAGAGCUCUUUUUAAAGGCAGAUUUUUUUCAAUGGGAGGACAACAGCUCUUAUAAUCACAAGGUGCCAAAAAGAAUGGAAAAUCCCUCCCAAGAACCCAUAUCUGGAACUCUGUUCUGUCUCUACUUUUUUUUUUUUUUUUUUUAAGAUUCAAAAAAAUACAGACAACUGAUUGUAUGACUGCUGGGAUAUUUUUAACUAUCUUUUCCCCUUUUGGCUCCAAGGGGAUGGGAUUUGCAGUUCAGAAUCUAAAGGAAUGUAAUACAAAUACAGUCUGCUCCCUGGAAAGAAAACUCCUCACGUUCUAUGCCUUAAUACCAUGCUUCUGAGAGCUUUGAACCAUAGGACCAUUUUAAAAAGGUCACCUAAGGCAAUCAAAUGCUGAAAGAUGGGUGCAGUAUUUCACAACAACAUUAAAGAAACAUGGUACCAAGCUUAAAAAAAAAAGGCAAAUGAUUCUGGUUUUUUAAAACAGAAAAUUCUGAAUAUAAAUGUUUAUUUAUAUGGGGAUUCAGGAGGAAGAGUUACAGGGCUCAGCCACCUGGAUUUCCAGAUGAAAUUUCUUUCCAUUCCCUCUGAGGGAGAAUAGGAUGACAGAGGAACUGUAUUAACUUGGUUCCUGUAAAGAUGUUAAAAACAAAGGGGUUUGUAUCUUUACAAAUAAUUUCUUACAAUUAUUCAUCACUUGCUCUGGACAACAGCCGAAGUAUCUUGAUGCCUGAGGAUCCCAUGGGGAAGGGUGUCUCCAGGAGGCUCUGUGUGCAUUUGAUUGAUCACAGCUUGUGUGAAGCACCAGCUUUUGUUCAAAUUAGCACUGUAGGUGAAGGCAUGGCCACUGUCUUUGUGAACUUGAGAAAAUAUUGGUUGAUGUUCUGCACUAAAGCUGUCACCUUCACCUCUUGGUGGUGGUGUGGUUCUUAGCUUGAUGGACCCUGGUCAGGAGGUCAGAGCUGGCCCUCUUUCAUGGCUAACAGCAAAAUUCCUGUGUUACUCUUUGGAGAGGGAAGUUUAGGGCUUGGAUGAGAGGCAGCAGAGGUCAUACCAUGGUUCAUUCAAAUUCUGUCAGGGUGUAGUAGACCAAGGCAAAAGACUUCUCUUUUAUUUUCCAUGUGGCAAAACUUAUUGGAGGUCUUCCAACAGUUUUAGCAUAAUUGAUUUGGAGGUUUGCUUUCAUUUCUUGGCUCCCUCUCCCAUCUCUCCUGCCUUGAGGACCAUUUGGGUUGGCCAGUAGGAGGAGGCCUUUACUCAAACUGUGUUCCAGGCUCCUCACGCAGUACAAGGAUGUCUUUCAAGGAAGGCAGAUUUGACUUGUGACACCUUAUGACUGGCAAAGAAAUCCACCCCUGCCUGUAGGCUCCAGCAAACCCCUUUGGCUUUACACCCUUUGCAGUCCCCUUGGCUAACAUGUCUUCUGGCAGCACAGCAGAGAUUUUUUAAUUUAACAAAUGUUACAGCUUUGGUAAUGGCAAGAGAGACUUAAGAGGGGUGGGCUGUGCCUCUGGUGGGCUAUCCCCCAUCUGUACUGAUUUGCUGUCCUGUGCAGCCUGACAAGGCAGACAGGCAAAACCCACUGCAGAAACAUUGCAAAAAGCCCUCCCCAGUGUGCAGUAAAUGAUACUGUCAGCAUAUCCAUGGGGAUUAGGGGCAAGGCACAGCCCUUCACUGCCUGCUGGAAUCUGGGCAGGAAGUCCACAAGGUAACAGCUGGCAUCACUUGUUCCCUUCUAGGUUUCCUUUGUCUUUGCCAAAUCCUAUUCAAUAACCAAGUCCCACCACUUGAAUAAAAUCCAGACAUGUUUAAUUCUCAAGUCCAUUAUUUUGUGAGAAAUAUUGCUGAAAGAAGGAAAGAAUUUCUUGCUCUCAUGAUUUGCGGUUACUUUCUGCGGAGAGAGGCACAUAAAAUAUUCAUGACAGAUCAUUUAUCUCAGCUGGGCUUUCAGAAUUCAGGUGUGUGCCCUUAGUGACAAGUUAUUAGAUGGGAUUUUAGUACUUUGAAAUGGUUUUGUGAAGGAGGAUUGUUAGAGACCACAAAGUAAUUGAAGCAGGCUGGCCUCCAGCUGUCCCUUCUCCCGCUAGGAAGGCGAGGUGUGGCGCAGCGGAAAAGCACAGAGAUUAGCUCUGUUUUCUGUAGCCUUUUCAAAGCCAGGAGUCAAUAAAAUGAACUUCUAGGCAGAAGGCACAAGUGAGAGUGCAGCACAGUCUCUGUGAUGAAUCAUUACUUUCGGGUGACUGCUGGUUUAGGUACAGGCACGCCUCUGAAACAGCCCCGAGGCUCGGGAGCACUCCGGAAGCACAGGACUCCUUGGGUUUCCAGAAUGUUGGGUGAGUCAGAGCAAGAUGAAAAACCAACAGAAAACUGUUCAGAAUGUGGAGCUGCCAAGAUUCUGUGGAUUUUUCUUUGCUGAUGCUUUUCUCUUGAAGAGUCUAAGUAAUUAAAACCUGAACUUCUGUAAACUAAUCCAGCACCAUAGAAAGACAUCAGCUGAGUGACAAUGUUUUCAUCCACCAUAAAGCUGCUGCUUUGUAGAUACCUCUUGAAAGUCCAUCCUCAGGUUGCGUGUGUAGAUCUGCCUCCUGAGUAUUUAGAACAGAAUAACACUUUCUGUCUCUUCUUUUUGUGGCUCACAAUGCCUGCUGGUUCAAAUGGGAGUUGAGUAUAAGCAAACAUCUUUGUUCUGUUCACCCUUUCUGCUUGAGAUGUCUGGAGCUUGUCAGUUCACCCUGUCAGGGGGUUUUUGCUCUAUCAGUCUGUUGCAUCCCUCUGCUGCUGUAGGAAGCAGUCCUGCCACUUGCAGAUUUUUUUGUAGGUUUGGCUAAACAUUGCCUGGUACCAGGUAAAAUAACUGUUCCUGCUAAAUCGUGUUGAGAGCUGUGGAAAAGUGUGGUCCUCAUCCAGAACAUGUGAGAUGAAGACAUCUUCUUUCAGGCCUCCAGAUGAAUUCUUUCAGCACCGAUCAGUCUGGAUGACAGCACCAUUCUCUCUACAUACCAGUCCUGAUUCUCCAGGCUGCAGAGGUGUGGUGGUAGAAUUAAGUCUUCAACUAGAAAGAAAAUGUUUACCUUAAUGGUUAUAUGCAGUGCUCAGAUUAUUUUAAAUUUAUAAUCUGACUUGUUUUUAUUGUCUAAAAAGUUGCAUCUCCUCUUUGAUUACAUUAACUAAAGGUUUAAGGGGAAGUGAAGGUGGAGGUUUCACUGGAUUUUCUGCUCUCUGUGUAAUGAAGGUCAAGGCAUAUUGAAUAUUUAAACUGCAAUAACUUGGACCUGGGAAAACUGUAAAAGCAAGUUCUUCAUGUGUGAAUUCACUUUCCACCAUUCCCUAUUGAUUUUUUUUUCACCUUAGGCAAUGACAUUGACUAAUUUUACUUUGAUCACAGUUAGUUUAUAGCAACUUUCUUUGCCCCAGUUUGCAAGAGUUGAAUGCAGUCGUUCUUUGUUCUGUUCCACUGGAAUUCCAUGUUGUUUGUCUUGACCUUGGCUCUUAUGAUACAGAAAGCUUUAUAGAGAAAGAUCAAUUUAAUCUGAUUUAGUGAUAACACAGCACAGUGCUGAGCACAAAAUUGAAGUUCAUGAUUAGCUCAUAUAUUCUUUUCAACUCUUUUUCCUUCCCAUAUUCCUCCCUCCCCCAUACCAUUAACACUGUCCCCUGUAGCAUAUCCAGUCAUUUUUAUCCACUGACAGGAGCAGCACCUUGCAUUAAGCUCUGCCUGAGGACUCAAGAAUGAAAAUACCUGUGGAAUACAUGGAGCUCCAGAACAGGUUGAGAAAGGUCAUUUUGGUCGCCCUGAAUGAAUUUUCAUGCUGUGUUCUAGACAUGUUACUGUUGGGCAGAGCUUAUUCAGGAGAGUGUUUUCAGAGACAUGUUAAAGCUUUGUAAGGAAAGAAAUAACAGCUCAAGCUCUUACAGUGCUUCUGCCAUCAAUGUCAUGGUCUAGCAUCAAAUUUUGGGGGGAGUAAACUUGAUUUUGCAUGUUUUGUCUUUUGUACUGACUUAGAGCUGUCAUUCAGAGUUAAUUUCCACUUUUUUUUUCCUUUUUCAAUAGUGAAAUGCCCACAAUGGAAUAAAACUUGGAGCACAGAAGGCUAGGGACCUGUAUCUAAGCAAGUGAGAGCAUCUGACCUGAACUCUUUGCAGUGUGGUGUGGAACACUUCUCCCCGCCUGCUGGGGAUGUUCUGUUGGUGUUGGAACUUUUCAUCUGUGUCAGCAAGGGGGUAUUUGUUUGGUAUCACUGGUGUGUGCUAGUGUGCAAGUGAAUGUCAAAAUGUAGGGUGAAGGAGAAGUGUUUCCCUGGAUUUGAGGAUCUUGCAUUUCACCUAGUGGUAGUUCUGUACCUCUCCUUAGAGAAUCCACUCUCACCACACAAGGUGAAAACUUCUCAGCAACAUAAGAAGAAUUUCCCAUGCAGCUGCAUUUGUUCCUGACCUCUGAGGAGAACCCAGCUCUGCCUCUUCUGUGUGUUGCAAAUAGGAACUUGAAGAUUCCAGUAAGAUUUUUUCCAAUUUGUUCCUUCUCUUAAGGCUGAACCAGCCUGGUUGUCUUGGUCUCUUUUUAUCCAUCAGGUGGAAUUGUGCUGGGGAGCCCAAAAGCAGAGACAGUGCUGCAGACAUGAUCUGGGGAAUGCUGGAUGGUUGGAAGAGGAAUCCCUUCCCUUGGCCUGGUAGCUGCACUUCUGCCAGUACAGCCCAGUACCUGUUUGGUCUCUUGCUGCAAGGCAGAUGUAAAGUGUAAGGAACAAAUCACAGGGUGGACUGGAUUGCAUUUGUGCAGAGGCCACCAUGUUGUCUCUCUCUUCCAAGGAACAGUCCUAGCUUGGGUCUUUUUGAGCAGGAAGCAGCACUGAAGGACCCUGAUCACUUUUAAAGAUACCUGUGCUUAAUCUUAUCAAGUGAUAGUUUCAAUCCAAUGUGGAAAUUGCCUUGAGUUUCUACCUGCUGCAAAAUCUUUGAGGUUUGUUUUAAGUCCUGCUGCUAAUAAGUUGGACUAGGGCAUUAAGAAUGAACCUCUAAAGGAACAGGGUUUCAUAAUUUUGCCCUUGCUGCACACUGAGUUUUUGAGUUUGCAGAUGCCACCCUGCAGUAAAUGAUCUGUCUUCUCUUGCCAGCCAGUCUCUUGGGCAGCUCCUGUUUCUGCUCUUCAUCAGUUUUUCCCCUCUAUUUGUAGUUACAUCUGUCAACUCCAGAGUUCUUUAAUCCACCUCCUAAUUUAAUUCCAUUGCUUGAAGGUCUGCAUCUGGCUAGGAUUCUUGUGUCAGGUUGCAGUUACACGAGUAAACAAUCUGUUGUAGAACUUUUUGUGUCCUUCUGGGUGAAAAAUGAUGCCCAAGCUGCUGCUACUAUAGCAUACACACUACUGCUGGAAAGUGUAGCUUCCAAAGGAGCCAGCUGUGCUGCAGAGAACAGGUACACUACAAGGUCAUCUGGGCUGCUGGAGCUGAUGCCUUCUUGCAUGUUGAUCUGCACCUGAUCAAAACAUGGCUGGGGAAUCUCUCUCUGGGCUGGGAUGUGUUAGAUCAGCACCUCUCUCUGCUGGGUGGGUUGUUUGCAGGUCAGUGCACGUGUUUGUGCAUGCAGGUGUGGGUGGAUUCCCAUGCCAUGACCAGCAGUGGGAAUUCUGUAGCUCUGAGAGUGGGCUUUCUCUGUUAGGGUGUCUUUCACAGGGCAGCAAUACACCAGGGAGCAUUUUACUUUGGCCUGAGCAAGACAUUUUGAAAAAUACUUGGUUUUCUUGGAGCACUAUAUUUAAAUUCCAAAUUUUGAAUCAAUUUGUGACGUUUGUAUUUAUAUGUUUGGAAAAUUCUUUUGAUACCUUUUCAAUUUACCAACACUGAAUUAAAACCUUUCAGAAUGUA
Messenger RNA from Agelaius phoeniceus (red-winged blackbird), 7934 nucleotides. RefSeq names its product forkhead box K1 (gene FOXK1). NCBI's taxonomy places the organism in Eukaryota, Metazoa, Chordata, Aves, Passeriformes, Icteridae. Gene Ontology annotation, biological process: regulation of transcription by RNA polymerase II. The record is from RefSeq and is a predicted model, not a curated record. Gene Ontology annotation, molecular function: DNA-binding transcription factor activity, RNA polymerase II-specific; protein binding; RNA polymerase II cis-regulatory region sequence-specific DNA binding.